Messenger RNA from Exophiala bonariae, 1071 nucleotides. RefSeq lists its product as uncharacterized. Gene Ontology annotation, molecular function: RNA polymerase III core binding. Gene Ontology annotation, cellular component: nucleus. The record is from RefSeq and is a predicted model, not a curated record. Gene Ontology annotation, biological process: negative regulation of transcription by RNA polymerase III. The coding region runs from base 1 to 1071 and encodes 356 amino acids. The transcript is spliced from 2 exons. Lineage: Eukaryota; Fungi; Ascomycota; Eurotiomycetes; Chaetothyriales; Herpotrichiellaceae.
AUGAAGUUUGUACCGAUUCGCGAAUUUGAUAGCGUCAACUCUGCCCUUAACUUCUCGACCCCAGAUUUGCACGUCCUCGGAGGCUGCGAUUUAUACACCACCAAAGCCGCAGGUGGCGACAAGAAGCUAUACAAGAAUAUUGAAAAUGGACUGGAACAACAGUACAAGUCCAAUCUACAAUUCUCGAACUCUCUAUCGCCCCCGCAAGCACAUCUCAUGGCCUCGAGCCUAAAUUUGAGUAGGAGUAGCCCUUUUGGAAAUAUGGGAAUGAUCAGCUCCAGAAGAACAUACGCAUACCUCAUCGCCACACUCAAUGCCAGUCACCCAGAUUACGACUUUUCACAUGUCCUUCGGCCGACCGAUUUCAAACGGGAGAAGAGCCUACGAGCCGUAAUGAACAACCUUGAUACUACUUUAUACAAUUUACGGCCGCGAGCUUUCAAUCCAUUGUUUAAUGGAGUUGGUGGGACGGUUGAGUCAAACGGGCCCCCAUCCAGUCAGACUUUGUGGGGUCCGGGGAUGUGGAGAUUGAUAGACAACUCGAUGAGCCUCCGGGAAUGCAGCAUCUACCGAUAUGCUCCGGAAGAUUAUGAUCCUUUCGAAGAUGAUGAUGAAGGGUCGAUCUGGUCAAUGAACUACUUCUUCUUCAACAAGACCAGGAAACGAGUCUGCUAUCUCUACCUUCGCGGCGUCAGUAUCCUGUCGGUUGGUGCCAACGAUGGCCUUCGGACUCCCGUUAGAUCUAAGAGAUUUGCUGAGGACGAAUCCGAUGGCUGGCUCACGCCCGAUAUGGGUGCACGCAAAAGAGCAAAAUACUGGCUUGGUGAUCGCGAGGGAGUCCAGGUCAUCGAUCAUGAUGACGUCGAGAUGAUCUCGGUAGAGAAUCCAUCUGGGGAAGUCAUUCAAGAACUGAAAAGUGACGAGGAACAUUUCUCUCCUCCAUCGCGGCCUGUGGUCGAUGAGAACGAUAACUACGUUCUCAGUGAUGAAGAGGUAAGGAGUGCUCGAAGUGUCAGCAAGAGUACUGCUAGGGGCAUGAGCGAGGAGAUUGUUGGUCCGAUUGAGGUCUGA